Lottia gigantea (owl limpet) is the source of this 390-nucleotide messenger RNA. RefSeq lists its product as hypothetical. The record is from RefSeq and is a predicted model, not a curated record. The transcript is spliced from 3 exons. NCBI's taxonomy places the organism in Eukaryota, Metazoa, Mollusca, Gastropoda, Lottiidae. The coding region runs from base 1 to 390 and encodes 129 amino acids.
AUGGAUAUUGAUCAACAUACACCCACAUCAACUAGAGUCACCACCCUAUCGAACCAAACCCCUAAACGAGCCCGAAAUUCACCAACUCCUAGUCCGCCAGACGUAGAAUCUCAAGACCCUCAACAAAAUGAUGAUAAAUUCCAAUACCAACGACGCAAACAACCCUACGAAGAAGAAUUCGGACCAGAAAAUCUUCAUUGGUCUCGGGAAACAGCAAUUAUUUGUUUUGGAUACGCCAUCUUCAAGCAUCGAAUGAGUUCGACUAAACGGCUCCAGUCCCAUGAGAAUGACAAUUUUGACCGUAAUGAUUGUCCAAGUAUACCGGUUAUUGGUGAUGAUAUUACUGAAGCUGAAGUAUUGAACGUAAUCAAAAAUUUGAAAAGAGGUUAA